Molecule: messenger RNA, 2218 nt
Organism: Dermatophagoides farinae (American house dust mite)
Lineage: Eukaryota; Metazoa; Arthropoda; Arachnida; Sarcoptiformes; Pyroglyphidae
Product: kinetochore protein NDC80 homolog
Biological process (GO): attachment of mitotic spindle microtubules to kinetochore
Cellular component (GO): Ndc80 complex
Source: RefSeq, a predicted model, not a curated record
GGAAAAAAACAUUUUUUUUUCAACGGUUUUUUUAUGUUCAUUCCAGUUUGUUUUUUUGUCGAAUCGAAUAAUCGAAUAAUAGCCAUUAUCAAAGAAAAAUGAUGCCCAAUGGUUUUAAUUCGAAUCGUAAAUCGACACAAAAUCGUGCCUUCGGUUUUGAUACAAUGUCAACGAAAAAAAAUAAUUCAAAUCAUCAUCAUUUAUUUCAACAGCCACAAAAACCACAAUUUCAAAGUCAUAUACCAUCGGCCAUAAAAUCAGCGAGUCGUAUUCCAAAUCAUCGUCCAUUCAAUGAUCAUGGUUUUGGUGGGCCUAAUAAAUUUGGUGGCUUCAAUUCGGUGCAGAAAAAUCAUGGCUCAACAAAAUUAUCAUUUGGUAUGGCAUCACAAACUAGACCAUCCGGAUCAUCAUCAUUAUAUACACCGAAUAGAGUUUCAUCAGCCAUACGAUUAUCAUCAUCACGUAAAUCAUCAAUUGCAUCAUCAAGAAAAUCAAAAUCAAUAGAUAAUCGUCAUUUGACUGAUCAAAAUUAUCAUCGUGAAUGUGCAGAUAAAAUUAUCGAUUUUCUCAAUAUAAAUGGCUUUCCAAUACAAUUGAAUCGACAAAAUAUAUUACGACUUUCAUUGAGUGAUGCAUCCAAAAUAUUUAAAUUUUUAUUUUCAUUUUUCAAUGAAAAUAUUGCUAUAAAAAAUGGCCCACAAACCGCAUUGAAUCAAGUGGUACCGAAACAGAUGCAAUUACUUGGUUAUCCAUAUUUGAUAAAAAAUUCUGACCUAACAUCAUUUAUUGGUGGACGACAACUUGGUUUGGUGCUAUCUAUGUUAGAUUUCCUUAUCGAUGCUAUUAACUAUUUGAUAAAUUUUGAUUUUAAUCGUUUACUUGGUUAUAAUAGCAAUGGAUUCUGGUCAGAAAAUGAAACAAACAUUAAAGCUGAUAUGAAUGACGACGAUGAUGCUAUUUAUAUGAAUAAAGUGUUACUACGAAUAUAUGAUUUAGUAUCUAAAUUUGAUUGGGAUAAUCAUGAUGAUGUUGAACGAUUUAAUGAAGAAAAUGAUAAUUAUUUUAAAUUAUUGGCUGAAAAAUUUUAUGGCACAGAAGAACAAUUGGAUAAAUUACGAAAUGAUGAACUACAGCAAAAGGAAGAAAAAUUGCAACAAGAAUUGUCAUAUCUGAAUGAAUUACCAACGAAACUUUUGGAAUUGAUGGAUGAAAUUGAAAGUUUGCGAAUAUAUAUUGAUGAAAUGUCUAAACAUAAACAAGCAAAUCUGGCAAUCAAAAAUGCUUUAGCUGAUGAAAUCAAAUCAAAUCAAGAAGAUUUUGAAAAAUUAUUGGCCGAAAAUCGACGUCUUGAAUCGAUUGUUGAUUCACAAAAACAUUUGGUUAUCGAAUACCAAUGUGCAAUCGAGCGUCGCAAACAAUCGCAGAAAGAAAUUGAAAAAAAAGAACAAGAUUGUCAUGAAAUAAAUAUGGAAAUAUUGAAAUUAACAUCUGAAAUCAAAGAUGAACAUUCAAAAUUAGAAUCAUUUUUAUGUGAUAUACAUGAAAUGUUGACGUUAUCCUGUAAAAUGUAUGAAAAUUCACAAAUCCAUGAUUUUUUUCCUGUUGGUACGAAAAAAUUUACCCAAAAUUCUAAAUGGAUAGAAUUUAUGAAUAAAUUUCAGCAAUUGAAAUCGAUAAACAUUGAUGAAAAUUUAGUGGAAAAAUUUACAACAUUAAAGAUAAAAGAAAAUAUUAAUGAUUUUCAUAUGCAUAUAAUUGAAAUAAAAACCAAAUUGAAAUCAAAAAUAUCAUUAGAUAUUGUGUUUGAAAAUGAAAAUAAACAAAAACAAUACCAACAACGGCAACAAGAAUUCACCGGAAAGAAAAAUCAAUUUGAACAAUUGUGGCAACAAAAAAAUGAUAAUCAAUUUGAAUAUCCAAUAAAAAUUGUUGAUUUGAAUAAAGAAAUUGAGCAGUUAAUGGAGAUUAUUGAUCAUGAAAAAUCCAUUGAAACGAUUGAAAUGGAUGAAAAUAAAUUGAAAAAACAAAUCCAAGAAAUGGAAGAAAAAUUUUUUGAGAAACAAUCUCAUUUCAUUGAUGAAUAUAAAAAACGUGAUCAAGAAUUUCUGUCAAAAGAAUCAAAACUAUUGGCGGAAGUAGGUGAAAAAUAUCAAACUAUUGAAAAACCUAAAGGUAAAAUGAAAAAAACUUUGACAAAAAUGAAAAAACGAUGAUGAAC